This is a messenger RNA of Penicillium antarcticum, 939 nucleotides long. RefSeq lists its product as uncharacterized. NCBI's taxonomy places the organism in Eukaryota, Fungi, Ascomycota, Eurotiomycetes, Eurotiales, Aspergillaceae. The record is from RefSeq and is a predicted model, not a curated record. The transcript is spliced from 4 exons. Bases 1 to 939 code for a protein of 312 amino acids.
AUGGGUGCCCUGACCACUACCGACUACGCCGCCGUUUCUGAUGGUACCAACAUCUACCUCUACUAUCAAACCGAUACCAACCAGAUUCACGAGGUUACUUCUGCGGAUGGAUCUAGCUGGACUGCAAGUCAGGCUGCAGUUGCUGAAAACUUGAGUCCCGGCGGAUCUCCCAUAACAGCUUACUACGUGGCCAACGACGGCACUUCAGGCAAGAAAUCCGCUAUCCACGUCAUCUAUCUCGAUGCAUCCGGAACCCUUCAUGAGAAGGUCAAAUCCCCCUUGACGAAUACUUCAUGGGAAAGUCGCGAACUCCCCGUGGAAAUCAAGAAAGCCCCCGUUUCAACAUCGCGGCUCUCUAGCGGAGUCUGCCAUGACACUGCUGCAGGCGCCCAUCAGUGGGUAUUUUUCGAGAAAACAGAUGGAACUACGGGUAAAUCUGAGAUAGCUGAGAUUCGAAGUGGCCUUGAAAGUCAAUUCAAGUGGAUCUACAGAAAGGUUCUCCAGGAGGAAGCCGUCGCUGCGCUGCCUGGAACUCAACUGGCGACAAAUCUCACCAACCCUACUACCCACUUAUUCUUCCAAGAUCAUGAUGGUAACAUCACUGAAUACCUCGGUGGCUAUGAUGCCUGGAACACAAAGAAGGUGAUCCUCACCAAGGAGAAAGUUGAAAGCAGUACCCCUCUCACCGCCGCCGAAUCCUCUGUUGCGGACAAGCCCUAUGUCUUUUUUGCGACUAAAACUACUCCUUUCAAGAUUAUGGUAUACAACGAUGGCAGCUCCUCCGAGAUUGCGGCUUAUGUUCCUGGCACCAAGUUGGGCGCCAUUACUGUCGGUGGGAAGGUUCUACUCUUCCAUAAACCCCUCGCGCACCCGACUAGUGUAUGGACUCAAGUUUAUGAUGGCAGCGCUUGGAAAUUGGGCUCAAAGGUCGUUGGCUAA